Messenger RNA from Aspergillus welwitschiae, 2014 nucleotides. RefSeq names its product ubiquitin domain-containing protein DSK2. Gene Ontology annotation, cellular component: cytosol. The coding region runs from base 278 to 1678 and encodes 466 amino acids. Gene Ontology annotation, molecular function: polyubiquitin modification-dependent protein binding. The record is from RefSeq and is a predicted model, not a curated record. Gene Ontology annotation, biological process: ubiquitin-dependent protein catabolic process. The transcript has 2 exons. NCBI's taxonomy places the organism in Eukaryota, Fungi, Ascomycota, Eurotiomycetes, Eurotiales, Aspergillaceae.
ACUCAACCUAGUUAGUUAACUAGUUAACUGGCCGACGCUGCCUACUCUCGCUGCAAGAGGACAACUUCCCCAGUCCAUUGUGCAUAUCUACCCGUCUACCUACUUCUCUUCCUUUGCACCACUCCCUCCUCCCCCUCCAUCCACUUUCCCACGACCUUCCUCCUUUGAUCGACUCUCCUCCGACACCUUUAUCGUGUGACGUGAUCUGUCUCCUUAGGCUGACUGUCUCCGGACACCCCUCGAUCCCCUCCAACCCGUCGCAACCCCAAUACAGACCAUGGCUGAUGAUACCGCCGCGGCCGAGGAUGCGCACAUCACUUUCAACGUGAAGUCAUCCAAUGAUGCUAAAUAUACACUCACUCUGCCAUCAUCAACCUCGGUCUCUGAUCUGAAAGAGAAGCUAGCGUCAUCGGAAUAUGCUGAUACCCCAGCUGAGCGCCAGCGUUUGAUCUACUCGGGCAGAGUCCUCAAAGACAAUGAAACCCUGGCAACGUACAACAUCAAGGAUGGACACACUAUUCACCUGGUGAAGAGUGCACCCAGCAACCGGCCCCCUAGUGGUGCUGCGACGACGACGUCAACAUCCGCACCUGGUGGUGCGGCUGCUACUCCUGCGGCUGCAGGCGUCCCCACGAAUCUCGCUGCCGGCACGGGCAAUAACCCGCUCGCGGGGUUGACGGGAGCCAGAUAUGCCGGGUUCGCGCAACUGCCAGGUGCAGGAAUGUUCGGGCCUGAUGGCGGGAUGGGCCCUCCUCCUGACACGGAAACCAUGCUCAACAUGCUCGAAAACCCUCAAUUUCAGUCUACGAUCAACGAAGCUCUGCAAAACCCCGCCAUGAUUGACAUGAUGAUCCAACAGAACCCCAUGCUGCGCGAAAUGGGUCCUGGCGUACGGCAGAUGAUGCAGAGUCCGGAAUUCCGCCGCAUGCUCACCGACCCCAACUCGAUACGUCAGAUGGUACAGAUGCAGAGAGCCAUGGGUGGCGGGGGCCUUGGUGGAGGCGCAUUUCCCGCUCCUGGGGUUACCAACACAACACCCGAGGAAAACAGAGACGCUCAGAACAAUACCGGUACCACGCCCACUCCUGGCGCCGCGUUCAACCCUUUUAUGCCGGCCGGUCUCGGCGCUGGAAAUCCUUUCGCAGCCCUUUUUGGAGGCAAUCCCAUGAUGGGCAACCCUGCUGCAGGAGCGACUCCGUCGGGCGCUUCACCCACCGCUGGCGGAACUCAACCGGACAGCACCGAGCGAGCCGCUGGGGGUGAUAACGCUACGGGACAAGGACAGAACCAGCAGGGCUUCCAGAAUCCGUUCAGCAUUUUCAUGAACCCAGCGCUCUUUGGCGGCCAAGGCGGUCAGGCUGGUGCGAACCCUUUCAAUCCGCAACAGAAUCCUUUCCUCCGGGACCCAGCACUGCUGCAACAAUGGAUGCAGAACCUAGGUGCCGCACCGGGAGAAGGAGGCGCGGCUGGUACCAAUCCUCUGGCGGCACUGUUUGGUGGUGGAUUUGGCAGCCCCCCUCCGCAGGAUAACCGGCCCCCCGAGGAACGGUAUGCAGAGCAGCUUCGUCAAUUGAACGACAUGGGAUUUUUCGAGUUUGAGAGGAAUAUCGAGGCUCUUCGCCGAGCAGGAGGCAGCGUGCAAGGGGCAGUGGAGUAUCUAUUGAGCCACCCCUCUUAAAUCACGCCUUAAUCCCGACCGUGAUGAGUUGCAUUAUUGUUUUUCUUCCUUCGGUUUUUUCCAGUUGAUUUAUAUCCUUUAUUGACCAUGCAUUUCUGCGUACGUGUCAAUGAGGGAUGACCCUUAUUAUGUAGCAAAUAUCCUCUCAGCCUAGUUGCACGGCGUUACUUUAGCAGGAAUCAUGACAGAUCACAAUCGCAAGCGGAAUGGUAAAUGGCCAGAACCCCGACCGUAGUAGUAGUAGUAUCUAAGCAGUUAGACCUCUCUCGAGGCCCAAGAUCUUUCCUACUCGUUAUAUAUGAUCGUUUCAUUUCCCUUAUCUUCUCUAUUCUCUGU